Molecule: messenger RNA, 1446 nt
Organism: Coregonus clupeaformis (lake whitefish)
Lineage: Eukaryota; Metazoa; Chordata; Actinopteri; Salmoniformes; Salmonidae
Gene: haus4
Product: HAUS augmin-like complex, subunit 4
Exons: 10
Coding region: 202-1311 (369 amino acids)
Biological process (GO): spindle assembly; centrosome cycle
Cellular component (GO): HAUS complex
Molecular function (GO): microtubule minus-end binding
Source: RefSeq, a predicted model, not a curated record
CUUCAUGAAGUUCAUGGGUGAUAUAGUACAUAAUGGGUGAUAACUGAAUGAGCCAAACUAAUCCACAUGUGAUUUGAGAUUUAACAAUGUGCCAUGUUUCUGUAUCUGUUCUGGAAAGAAGAUGUAACCAGUGAGGUAUAUAUGAACGUAACCAGAGGAGCGUCUUUGUAUGUCAGGUGAGGAGGGGUCUUUGGUCAAGUGAUGAUGUCCACGCAUGAUGAUUCUGCCAGUGUUCCAUCACUGGGAAAAGGAGACGACUUGCAUCAACAAGUCCUUGCCUCAUUCCCACUGUGUCAGCUGACAGAAGAAGACCUGACCCAGAAUCCUCUAUUCUGCAAACUCCUGGCAACGCUGUCACAGCAUGUGGACCUCACUGGCCUUACUGUCACAAUGAAGAGAGAGCUGGAGAAGGCUGAGAGGGACCUGCAGACACAGAGGCUUAGCUGGCUGCGCUCAGAGAGCAUGUACAGGCUACUGCAGGAGAUGAUCCAGGAGAACUGUGUCAGAAAGCAUCACUCCACUGUAGCCCCAGAGGAUGACACGUUCUAUAAGACUGUGGAGCAGUGUCUGGUGGUGGCCCAGUGUGUCAGGCAGCUGGACCCUAGUGCCACCACCAGCCAAGACCAACCCCCUGUUCUAGGACUGAGUGCCCAACAGGUGCUCGAGCUGAUGCCACAAGAGCAGGAUGUGUGGAAAAUGAAACAGCGACUGCCUAGAGAACUAGAAAAGCAUCUAAAGAAGAAAUGUUUCAUCAUCCUCUCCUACUAUCAGCCUGAAUGGGAGAACGAAAGUGAAGGGCUGAAGAACAUGAAGCUGUCUCGCUUGUCUGGCCUCCUGGAGAGCGAAAGGAAAAGAGCAGAGAGUCUGAAGGAGAAGAGCCGUGAGAGUGCCGCCCUGCUGCAAAGGCAGACUCACUGCUACCUCUCUGAGCUGUUAGGGUGCAUCCAGAUUCUCCAGUCCCUGAUCCUGGACCACAGGCUGAAAGCCCAGAAAGAGCUGGACAGGAAAAAGAUUGAGUACUUUGAGGCCAAAUGUGAGAUCAUAAUGCAGAAGAUCAGAGCUGAGAUGUUGGAAAUUCAGCUGGAUACCUACACAGCAGACACAAUAUCUGCCCAUAAAAAAAUAAGGGAGAAGCUAGAAAUACAGCUGAACGCCUCCCAGUUAGAGAAGCAGUCUGUGGAGUGCAAACUGUCGUCCUUUGAGAUAUUUGGCAAGGAAUUUGAGGCUCUAGCCGAGGAAUAUUCCAGACUGCGUCAGGAGAUUGACACCAAGACUUGGGCUCUGAAGGAAUUCUCUCAGCACACGGACUAACUUGGAAUUGAUGUCAGACUGUUCUGUUUUAGAAAAACACAGUGAAGAGUCUUGUCCAGAUGUUUUCAAGCGAAUUCUCUUAACACUUUUGUUGACUAGCUAAUUCCAGUGUAUAUAAAAUGUAUGAUUAGCCGG